GUACAAUAAAAGUUUAAAGGCUGGUUAUUAAUAAGUAUUAUAAACAUAAUAUUAAAUAAUAUUAAGUGAAUGAAUUAAAGCAUACUUUGAUAGGAACAGAGAUUGAAAUUUUGGAAUAUUUGAGAAAUGAAUUCUUAUAAGAUGAGUAGAAAACAGAGAGGAAUAACAAUAUUAUAGAUUAGGAAUGUUUAAGAAUAGAAGUAAUUAAAUGGAUUAUAGAGUAUAUUAGAGAUUAGGAUUAUUAUUUUGAUAGGUUGAAUUAUUGGAUGUAUAGUGAUAUUAAUGAUGAAUAAUAUAUAAUUUAAAGAGG
Messenger RNA from Paramecium sonneborni, 310 nucleotides. The record is from the annotation of a GenBank genome assembly. NCBI's taxonomy places the organism in Eukaryota, Ciliophora, Oligohymenophorea, Peniculida, Parameciidae.